UUGGCGCGCCAGUUGGCAGUUAACAGUCAUCGCGAACGGUCGCCGUUGUCUUCAAGUCUCGAAGCUCGUGGCGUUGCGCUAUCUUCCUCGGCUGUAUCAUCUCUCUUGCGCGUUCGAGGUGCUCGGAUUUUCGCGGUUGAUUGUCCCGCCAAUCAUUCUGAGAGGUUGAAGUUUGUUUAUUUCGGACCGGACAGCUCGCUUUCCAGGUCUUGUGAUCUACUGGACGGUGAUAUCUCGGUUGUUAUUACGGCCUGAUAAGAGCAGCAGUUUGCUGAAUUUGGUUGCCUGAAGGGCAUCCCAAGAGUGUAGAUCAGCCGGUGUCGAGUUCCGCGAGACAUUCGCCAUCGACAGGCUAUCAACAACCGUGUAACGGAUUAGAAAUAGAACACCGCUGUCUGUCUACAGUCCUGACCGUUGGCCUGAUCUUUGCGUCGUUAUUUUCGUAACAAUUCGCGCAAACUGUGUGCUUUUUUCUCAGCAAAGAGAUCUCUUUGUAUAAUUACAUCAGUGCAGUGUCAGUGAGUUUAGUGUGCGAAUCUCUGUGCUCCGUACAAAACCGUGUGAGUGUUAUUUUUACCCAGAAUCCGCAACCUUUUUUUGGCGCUGGUUAUUGUUCCGGAUCUCUUCACGAGGGCAGUAAAAACAUCGCGGCAUCAUGUUUCCGACCGCAGCCAGUUUGAGCAAGUUUUACCAUCGUAUGAGCAUUCUGAUAACCGUUUUUAUUACCGUGAAUUUGGCGAAAGUUAAAGCGGAAAACUGUGGCCAGGAGGAGCUGGCACGAUGUGCGAGGCCGUUUCAAGUGCUUCAGUCCUCCACGGAUCUGUCGAUAGCGACCAAAAAGGAAGAGCUGGACAAAAUAUGCCCUGACCUAACAACCGGCCUGCAGUGCAUCCGCAGCUACACCCGCCGUUGCAUGACCCUGGAGCAGCGGGAUCGUUUCAACAAGCUCUACAAUGGCACCCAUCAAUUCGUGCGCGAUCUGUGCCGUGAGGGUCCCUACCAGAACGAGUUCCUCUCGCACGCCCCGUGCCUGCAGCGAGUCAAGCCCGACUACGAGGUCUGUGGCCGGAAGUACCACAACACGGUUUCGGUCAUCACUCAGCAGCAGCACCACCAUGAACAUCACCAGGCCCGACACGAGAGACAUCACCAGCAGCAGCAGCAGCUUCAGAACCAUCACACGACCGACGGUCGGAACGCCGAAGAAGACGUCCGGACGGUGUGCUGCUCGUUUAUAGAGUAUCUGGACUGCUCGGAGGGGGCGGCCAAGAAGACGUGCGGAACGGACACGGCACGGUUCACGCGGGGCUUCCUGGAUAAGAUGUCGUCGACGCUGAUAACGAUGUACUGCGAAGACUACUACCGCUCGAACAAGUGUCCCUCGACACAAUCAUCAGCCGCGAGCCAAUCCUCCAGUUCCCUGCUGCUACUAAUGCUGAUGGCCCUCCUCGUGCCAACGAUCCUAACCCAACUAAACACGUGGUACUCGGCAACGGUCAGCAUAGUCCGGUUACGAUAAAGUUUAAUAAAUUGACGUGAACAAAAAAACAAGCUAAACAACAAACCAAUCAACUACUCAUCUCAGCUCUACUCAGAAAUUAAGUUCAGUUCAGUCAGCUGUUAGGGUAAUUGAUUAAGUUUAAGGUGCAUGCACACCCCUCCUGAUUAAGCCCGUAAUGGGGUCGACCUCCCAUCAAACGCGCAAGAACGCACGUGUUGCGUAACGUGCAGUCAAAUGUGUCGUUAUCUACGCGUUACGCGCCAAAAGGUCUCGAGCAAUUAGUAUUAAUUAACUUAUUGUGCGGAAUUAGUUGCUCUCUCUUGUUUUCUAAUUUAUCUUGACCAGACAUCACCACAGAAGAAGUUGAGAAACUGGGUCAGGGUGAUUGCGUAUAGUUCAAAACAGGUUCAAAAUAGUGAAGGAGGAUCCACCUAUUCUAUCACACUCAUAAAAUGGACAAAAUUAACAAAAUGUCAUGUGCUGGGCACCUUUCGGAAACAAUUCCUUACCUAUCAAUCCAUCUGAGAAACUAUAUCUAAACUAAAAACUAUUAAAUAAUUAAACAUAGUGAAAAUGGUUCCGUCUUUAUUAGUUCUUACGUGCGGUUUUUAUUCAUAACAAAAUAGUUUAUUUUAGUGAAAAUAAUAAGAAAAAAAAGUUACGUAAUUAAAAAGAGUUGUAAAUAUGUGACACUGUUGAGUUUGGAUGGCGAUUAUUAAGUUAAAGUAUAAGAUUAGGGUAAUCGAGCAACACAAUUGAAAAUAGCUUUAGGUAAAAAAGAAAUCCAGUUUCAAGUGAAGUGAAUUUAAGUAAACAAUCUAACACAAACCAGGCAUAAUGUCACCGUUAAACGAAGAAAAAAAAAGAAGUUAAUUAACUAUCGGCAGAUCAGCUGAGGCGUCGUCAUUAUUAG
Culex pipiens pallens (northern house mosquito) is the source of this 2414-nucleotide messenger RNA. RefSeq lists its product as uncharacterized. Bases 656 to 1519 code for a protein of 287 amino acids. Lineage: Eukaryota; Metazoa; Arthropoda; Insecta; Diptera; Culicidae. The transcript is spliced from 4 exons. The record is from RefSeq and is a predicted model, not a curated record.